Culex pipiens pallens (northern house mosquito) is the source of this 4644-nucleotide messenger RNA. RefSeq names its product sodium-dependent dopamine transporter (gene DAT). Lineage: Eukaryota; Metazoa; Arthropoda; Insecta; Diptera; Culicidae. Gene Ontology annotation, biological process: dopamine uptake involved in synaptic transmission; sodium ion transmembrane transport. The record is from RefSeq and is a predicted model, not a curated record. The transcript has 8 exons. Gene Ontology annotation, cellular component: neuron projection; presynaptic membrane; neuronal cell body membrane. Gene Ontology annotation, molecular function: dopamine:sodium symporter activity. The coding region runs from base 707 to 2764 and encodes 685 amino acids.
AUCAAACCACCACCGAAUUGUGCGAUGCGUUACACAGGCGCGCCAUUCUCGUCGUCGUCGUUCAAGGAUCAAACGGUCCUCGUCGGUUCUCGGCAUGGACAGCCUAUAAAAGCGCCCCAGUGGGCCAGGUUCGGUGCCAGUAUUCCAAGGACCGUCGCCAGGUGCGGAUCUCCCAGAACAGCAGCAGCAACAGCUCGGGACACAAUUAGCUGGUUGGUUGGAUUAGUUCAGUUCCAGAAGUUCUGGAAAGUGAAGUGAACUUCCGGGUAGUCCGGAAAUAAGGAGUGGUGCAGUUUCGGUUUUGUUUUAGAACUCCCCCGUCGGCGACAACCAGUCGGUUUCAGUGAAGUGGAUGAUUGUAGUUCCGGCGCGUACGACAGCUUCUUUGAACUAAUUACGGCGGUGUGAUGUUGGCCUUUUUGGACUGUGCAACCCCGACGGAACUUGGACGCCUGACAGAAAUAAUGUGGUUUUAGUGAAACUUUGAAUAAAUUUAGAAACUCUCAAAAUGUUCCUGUUGAACACUUAGCAAAGCUUUACUGUUUUGUUAACCUUUUUGGUUGAAAAGAAGCACAUCCACCACCAAAAUCUUAAGAUAGUUCCCACAAAGAGCAUCAACAGGUGGCUUCCUGGUGUUCUUGUGUGAUCACACACACCUUUUGACUUCGGGGGAAUCGCGGGCCACCGGCGGGCAAGCGCCGGUUUUAUGUUCGAGCUGGAUGACCCACGGGAGAAGCUGAGAUUACUGGCGACCCCGGUCAAGCUGGGAGACCAUCCAGGCAAAAGCGAAACUGGCAAACUAACCAAGAACGCUGACUGUUGCGACGGCGGGCUUGCGGGGGCCGGCGAAAACGGCGUCGACGAGCGAAGUUGUGGUGGGGGCGGGGGUGGUGGCGAGGAGGUCGCCCUGGCGAUGACCACCCUCGGCCAGAUCAAGGCCAGCUCGAGGAAGGGGGGCCACUGCAUCGACCUGGCCGAUUCGGACCAGCGCGAAACUUGGUCCGGCAAGGUGGACUUUCUGCUGUCCGUGAUCGGGUUCGCCGUCGAUCUGGCCAACGUGUGGCGCUUUCCGUACCUGUGCUACAAAAAUGGCGGCGGUGCUUUCCUCGUUCCUUAUGGUGUCAUGCUGGUGGUCGGUGGCAUUCCCCUGUUCUACAUGGAGCUCGCGUUGGGUCAGUUCAAUCGGAAGGGUGCCAUCACCUGUUGGGGCCGGUUGGUUCCCCUCUUUAAGGGAAUCGGUUACGCGGUCGUGCUGAUCGCGUUCUACGUGGACUUUUACUACAACGUGAUCAUCGCGUGGUCGCUGCGGUUCUUUUUCGCGUCCUUCACGGACCACCUGCCGUGGACCCUGUGCAACAACGAAUGGAACACGGCCCUCUGCAAGCCGUUCGAGUUUGGGGGACCGAAUAGGACCGCGGCAGCAGCAGACGCGGCGGCGGCGUCCAUCAACGGGUCCUGGGUGAAUGCUACGCUGACUUCGGCGGUGGUCGCAGUCAACGAGACCAAGUUUCAGUCCGCAGCGUCCGAGUACUUCAAUCGGUUCAUCCUGGAGCUGGACAAGAGUGACGGCAUCCACGACCUGGGCACGAUCAAGUGGGAUAUGGCCGUUUGUCUGCUGGUGGUCUACCUGGUGUGUUACUUCUCGCUGUGGAAGGGCAUCAGCACCUCCGGCAAGGUGGUCUGGUUCACGGCCCUGUUUCCGUACGCUGUGUUGCUGAUUCUGCUGGUGCGUGGCAUCACGCUGCCCGGGUCGGCCUCCGGAAUCCAGUACUAUCUGAGUCCAAACUUUGACGUGAUCUUCAAGGCGGAGGUUUGGGUGGACGCUGCGACGCAGGUGUUCUUCUCGUUGGGACCCGGCUUUGGAGUGCUGCUGGCGUACGCCUCGUACAACAAGUAUCACAACAAUGUCUACAAAGAUGCCAUCCUGACCAGCUUCAUCAACUCGGCGACCAGCUUCGUGGCCGGCUUUGUGAUCUUCUCCGUGCUCGGCUACAUGGCCCACUCCAGCGGACAGAACAUCGAGGACGUGGCCACCGAAGGUCCGGGACUGGUGUUUGUCGUGUACCCGGCCGCGAUCGCGACCAUGCCCGGUAGCAUCUUCUGGGCGUUGAUCUUCUUCAUGAUGCUGCUGACGCUCGGGUUGGAUAGCUCGUUUGGUGGUUCGGAGGCGAUCAUUACGGCGCUCAGCGAUGAGUUCCCGAAGAUUGGCCGAAAUCGGGAGAUCUUUGUGGCCGGGCUGUUUUCGCUUUACUUUGUCGUUGGGCUGGCAAGCUGUACCCAGGGUGGAUUCUACUUCUUCCAGCUGCUGGAUCGGUACGCGGCCGGUUACUCGAUACUGAUUGCGGUGUUGUUUGAGGCGAUUGCGGUGUCGUGGAUCUAUGGAACGCAACGCUUCUGCGACGACAUCAAGGACAUGAUCGGUUUCGCGCCAGGCAUCUACUGGCGCGUUUGCUGGAAGUUCGUAGCGCCGAUUUUCCUGCUCUUCAUCAUCAUCUAUGGCCUGAUCGGGUACGAACCACUGAGCUACGAGGACUACGUCUACCCACCGUGGGCAAACGCCCUCGGCUGGUGCAUCGCCGGCUCUUCGAUGAUCAUGAUCCCGCUGGUGGCCUGCUACAAGCUGAUCGUGACACCGGGAACCUUCCUGCAGCGCAUGAAGAUCCUGACGACGCCGUGGCGUGAUCAGCAGAUGGCCGUUAACGGCGUUACGACCGAGCCGGCCCAGGUCCGGCUGACCAACUCGGACGAGGGCGAAGAAGUUUGAGUGCAAUCAUUCUCGUUGAAGUUUGAUAUUUACUUUGUUUGAGGAAGGAGGUCUCGGGAAGGCCGUCUUUUUUGUACUGUAAUAGUUACUUGUGUGUGGGCUAUAAUUGCGCGACAACUAGGAGAUAAGCCCAAUUGUUUGAAGAUGAAAACACUCCUAGAGUGGAACGGGAUUAGCGAAGCGCUAGAAUCUUAAAAUAAGAUUAAAGUUAAGCAAACAAAUACAAAUACAUGCUGUAUAGAUAAUAGAUCGAAACGAUUUCAAAGGAGGUAAUCAACAAGCGAAUUGAAUCAUAUUUAAAGUUUAUCGUUGAAACGGCCCUCUGCUCGCACAAACCAAAUCCUACAAGAUGUACAUAAUUCGCCGUGUAGGCUGUGCUGGGACGCAAAAUAAAUGGUGGUUCCGAUUUAUGAUAACAGAACAGAAUUUGUACAAUUGUUACCAGUUUUAUGUGGCCGUUGAUGAUAGAUAAAAUAUUCAAGUUACCGCGCUGCGACGAAGACACAACUAUAGAGCUAUAGAUAAGUUGCCACGUUGUGUAUCCCGACUAAGCUCUCCGCUUAACUUAGCACAAGCUAAAUAACGCUCUCUGUUUCUUCCGUCGUCGCUGUAACGCUUAAAACGUUAUUUUAUGCCACUGCCGGUGGUGAGUUGAAAGCUUUGCACCGUCCACGUGGAGCUUAACAGCCAUAAAGCUUCGCGUGGAAGGCAACUAUCCACUCACUUGCUGGCAGAGCGUUUCAUUUCUAUACAUCGUUGGAAGAAAGUUACUCUUGCAGUAUACAGUUUAAAGUUAACUAAAUUGGAUAGAACGCUGAACUUACCCAUUUAUAUAGCAAACCAGUUAAUGCUGCUUUUCUGGGAUAAACGCAAAAAAAAUAAGUAAAAUCUGUUAGCGAAACUCCAGUGUGAUUAUGAACUGAAGAACACGUCUACGAUACCAUACGAACACUUAAAGCUAUAGACAAACCAUAUUGCUACGUAGCUUUUAAACCGAUAGAUUGGGUUAUUGUUGUGAGAAAUAAAAUCAUGUUAAUUGCCGGAAAUAAGCACGGACACGUAACCAAUUUGAAACACCAACAACUUUAUAGCUGGGAAGAAAUGGAUAGAUUAAUUGCUAUAAUUUUCUAUUUUUUUUUUCAGUUGAGUGGAAAUUGUUUGAGGAAUGUUUUCCAGACAGCCAUUGAAAGGCAUUCCGAGCAAAAUUAUAAAAGUUAAAUUACAACUGUUUUAGGCAAAUAAUUUAAAAUUCUGUGAAAAAUUCAUCGUUCAGCCAUAGAAGAAAUUCUCACAGAAUGUUGGCUUUUGGUUGGCUUGACUUAUUGAUUUUGAACGCAACGUUAGAAUGUUUUUAUAAAGGUUAUCUUUCAGUCCAUUCGUUUCUUCUCAGUUGUCGGAAAACUUAAAAAAAAACAAUGAAAAUCCAGAACUCAAAGUGUUCCCCUUUUAUACAAACUAAAAUAUAUAAAUCACCAACAAAAAGCUCAAACUGGAAGCAUGAAAUAGCUUAAUAAACAACUAGUGUUCCCCUUUUUCUAAAGAAUCUUUAGCACACUAUCGUAAUAAAUGCAGCAACAAUACGAAAUGCAAAGUAACUUACUGUACCAACCGACCGACAACAACAAAACCAAGAUGAGUGAUGCUUGUUCCAACAGUUUCGAUAGUUUAUGAGGAGUAACAGUUAUGAGUUAUUAAAUUGUCAGGAACAGAAAACAACGAAUACUCAGUAUUUUGUUAACUGCAGCUGUCGCGUACUGAACGUGCGUGACGUUUUCUACUGUAUACUUUGACUAUUGCUCACUAAAAAAAAUCUAUGCUAAGUUUUAUACUUUUGUUUAUACCGUUAUUGUGUAAUAAAGUUGAUUGAGUUUGAAAUCUGA